AUGUCCGGCGCGCUAGCCUCGGUCUGCCUCGACUUCCGCCCCGGCACCUACGCGCGCACGGGAGCACCCCUGGCCCCCGGCCCUCCUCCGCUCCCGGGCCUGGCGGCGGAGGUGCAGUCCGCGCUGCUGGCGGCGGUGGGCAGCGUCAGCGCGCGCGUUGUUCGUGGCGUGCUGCUCACGCGCUCCGGCUGCGAGGCGCGCGCGCGCUCCGCGGGCGGGCUCCAGGACCUUGUCCGCCUCCUGCCCAGCGACCUGUUUCGCACCGCCCUGGCGCGCCUGCUCCAGGUGUUGUUUGACGUGCUGGCCAGCCACCAGGCCAUGGUCGCAUGGCACGCAGCGGCGCUGCAGGCGCAGGAGGCGCUGGAGGCGGGGCGGGGAGAGGUUGUGGAGACGGCGGGGCCUGCGACGGCCGCCUGUGGGGCAGCAGAGACGGCGGGGGUGUUGAAGGGGGCGAUGGUGGGGACCCAGAGUCCGACCCAGGGCGAGCCGGCUAGGGCCAGCGCCGCCGUGCACCACCGACAGACACCACCCCGACCGCCGCGUGGCGGGCGCCGCAGUCCCGAAAACAAAGCGCGGUUCAGCGUCGCGGGCCCGGCGACGCUGGCGCUCCGUCGCGGCAGCUCGGCGCGGGAGGAAACCGAGGCCCGGGCACGCGACGAGGCGGAACGGUGUGCCGUCCUGCACGCCGUGCACGCUGGGCUGGUGGCGGGGCGGGGGCUGGUGUGGGACGAGGUGGCGCGCCACGUGGCCACGCUGCUGUCCAGUCCCGCCGCCUUUGAGGGCGAGCACUUCCUGCAGGUGAUGGACUGGAUGCAGCGCUUCGUGGCGGCAGGCGAGGCGUUCAGCGGGGUGGAAAGCCCCGCGCUGCGCUCCAUGCUGCAGCGUCAAUCCGGCAACUUCUUCGCCGCCUUCCACGCCAGCAACCUGGAGGCGCUGAGCAGCAUGCUGGAGAAGGAGAGCUGGACGCCGUUGCCCGUGGAGCUGCCGGGCCUGCUGACACGCUGCGCGCAUCUGGGCCGGCCAUCUUCCAGGGCCUGA
Molecule: messenger RNA, 1038 nt
Organism: Auxenochlorella protothecoides
Lineage: Eukaryota; Viridiplantae; Chlorophyta; Trebouxiophyceae; Chlorellales; Chlorellaceae
Product: Coiled-coil domain-containing protein 132
Exons: 4
Coding region: 1-1038 (345 amino acids)
Biological process (GO): retrograde transport, endosome to Golgi; endocytic recycling
Cellular component (GO): EARP complex
Molecular function (GO): SNARE binding
Source: RefSeq, a predicted model, not a curated record